Dermatophagoides farinae (American house dust mite) is the source of this 1560-nucleotide messenger RNA. Its product is annotated as mitochondrial enolase superfamily member 1. Lineage: Eukaryota; Metazoa; Arthropoda; Arachnida; Sarcoptiformes; Pyroglyphidae. Gene Ontology annotation, molecular function: L-fuconate dehydratase activity; magnesium ion binding. The record is from RefSeq and is a predicted model, not a curated record. Gene Ontology annotation, biological process: carbohydrate catabolic process; amino acid catabolic process.
AUUCAGAUAUGUUAGAGCAAUAUCUUUAAUGAUAAGAAACAAGUGAACAACAUAGCUAUGCUAAUAACGAGUAAUGUUCAUUUUGGUUGAUUGAUUGACAAGGACAAACCUUAGAAAUAACUUCGAUGACACAAUGUUGACAAUCAACAAAAUAUCCAUCAAUGACAUCCGUUUUCCUUCUUCAAAAGAGGGCCAUGGUUCCGAUGCUAUGCACAAUGAUCCAGACUAUUCCUGCGUUUACGUCCAGAUCGGUGUCAAUCAUACCAAUAAAGAUUUAAUAGGCCAUGGUUUGACAUUCACAAUCGGACGAGGCACUGAAGUAGUGUUAGCCGCAGCUUUAGCUUUAAAAUCUAUUGUUAUAAACACAGAUUUGGAUCAAGUGUUUAAUCACGCUGGCGGCUGGGUGGAAUUUCAUCGACGUCUCACCAAUGAUAGUCAACUACGGUGGAUAGGACCGGAAAAAGGAGCCAUACAUCUGGCCACUGCAGCCAUCGUCAAUGCAAUUUGGGAUCUAUGGGCAAAACUGCAGGCAAAACCUUUGUGGCAAUUACUAGUCGAUAUGGAACCAGAACAAUUGGUCAAUUGUAUUGAUUUUCAAUACAUUUCUGAUGCGUUGACCAAACAGGAAGCUAUUGAAAUUUUAAGUCGUAAUAAAUCAUCAUUACAGGAACGAGUGGAUAUUAUUCGACGUGAAGGAUAUCCAGCUUAUACUACUGGAGUAGGAUGGACAGGAUACGAUGAUCAAACACGUCGUCAAUUAUGUCGACAAGCGUUGGCCCAAGGUUAUACCCGAUUCAAAGUGAAAGUUGGUUCGGAGAACAUCGAUGAUGAUCGACAUCGAUUACGUAUCGUUCGUGAAGAGAUUGGUAGCGAUAAACUUUUGAUGGUCGAUGCAAAUCAAAAAUGGGAUGUACCCGAAGCAAUCGAAAGGAUGAAACAAUUAGCUUCAUUCAAUGUGCUUUGGAUAGAGGAACCAACAAGUCCCGAUGAUAUACUUGGCCAUGAGCAAAUAGCUCGCCAAUUACAACAGUAUGGCAUCAAGGUAGCUACAGGUGAACAUUGUCAUAAUCGAGUUAUGUUCAAACAAUUCUUAACAUCUGGUGCCAUGCAAUACUGCCAAAUUGAUUCAUGUCGGUUGGCUGGCGUCAAUGAAGUUUUGGCCGUAAUCUUGAUGGCUGCUAAAUACGGCGUGCCAGUAUGUCCACAUGCCGGCGGCGUAGGUCUCUGUGAAUACGUACAACAUUUUGCCAUAUGGGAUUAUGUGGCAGUCACGGGAACUCGUGAUAAUAGAAUGGUAGAAUACGUACCUCAUUUAAUCGAACAUUUCCAACAUCCAGCUCGAAUUCUGAAUGGUCAUUAUAUGGUUCCCGAACAUGCAGGUUAUGGCUGUCAUAUCAAACCAGAGUCUAUCAAAACUUAUAAUUAUCCUAACGGUACUUACUGGGCAACAACAACAAUUACAAUGAUAUGAUGAAAAUGGAUUUUAUUCAAUUCCAAUUUAAUACCAUAUAGAAUAUAUUUGAUAUAAAAGUAAUCAAUACACAGAUGACAACAAUUGAA